AUGUUCUCACGUCGCAUUGUACAGGCGUCGGUAGGCGCUGCUCGCCAGAAGCACACUCUCCCAGAACUGCCCUAUGAAUACAGUGCUCUGGAGCCUGUGAUCAGCAGGGAGAUCAUGAGCCUGCACCACAGCAAGCAUCAUGCCACAUACAUUAACAAUCUCAAUGCCGCUGAAGAGAAACUGGCUCAAGCACAGGCUAAAGGUGACAUCGGCACAGUCAUCAGUCUUGCACCCGGGCUUAAGUUCAAUGGUGGUGGUCACAUCAACCACACCAUUUUCUGGCAGAACCUCUCCCCCAAUGGCGGAAAGCCAUCUUCGGCGCUCACUCAGGCUAUUGAGAAAGACUUUGGCUCCUGGGAUAACAUGAAGAACCAGCUGGCUGCAGCGUCUGUAGCUGUCCAGGGAUCUGGCUGGGGCUGGCUCGGUUACAACCAGCAAAUGAAGAAGCUACAGAUUGCCACUUGUCAAAAUCAGGAUCCUUUGCAAGCAACGACAGGUCUCGUGCCUCUAUUCGGUAUCGACGUAUGGGAGCAUGCUUACUACCUGCAAUACAAAAACGUGAGGGCCGACUACGUAAAGGCAAUAUUCGACGUUGCCAACUGGGGAGAUGUCUCGAAGAGAUACGAAAAUGCCUUGAAGUAA
Messenger RNA from Spodoptera littoralis (African cotton leafworm), 642 nucleotides. The record is from the annotation of a GenBank genome assembly. NCBI's taxonomy places the organism in Eukaryota, Metazoa, Arthropoda, Insecta, Lepidoptera, Noctuidae.